Aspergillus udagawae is the source of this 675-nucleotide messenger RNA. RefSeq lists its product as uncharacterized. The record is from RefSeq and is a predicted model, not a curated record. The transcript has 2 exons. The coding region runs from base 1 to 675 and encodes 224 amino acids. NCBI's taxonomy places the organism in Eukaryota, Fungi, Ascomycota, Eurotiomycetes, Eurotiales, Aspergillaceae.
AUGCCUGUGACCACAGAGCUCGAGGCCGCCGUCAAUCGCGGGUUUGAUCCCCAGAGGGGACUUUCAACGGAUCCCAUCGUCGUCAUGGAUCCCAUGAGGGCCCUUCUGGAGGAUUACAGCAAGAUCCCACCAGAGGGAGUAACCGAAGCCGUGAAGGAAGUGGCUAAGACCUAUCAUGGUGCCCGUUCUGAAACCCUUUACGGGAUUGACCUUCGUCCCGAGUUUAUAGAUCUCGGUUACGAUCUCUUCAGAGACCGCAACACACUCAAAUCCCAUUUUAUCAUCGCUGACAUCCUCGCCGAUAAGCCCCUGGCAAUCUCCCAGCUCUCCGGUUCCAUCAACAUCGUCCACGCCUCCUUUCUAUUCCACCUGUUUAACUGGGAUCAGCAGGUGUUCAUCGCCAAACGGGCCCUGGCUUUGCUUUGUGCGCGCCCGGACUCGUUGAUCAUCGGGCAGAAUAUUGGUCAUCAUGAUCCAAAAAAGUUUUCCGCCGUCGGAGCAAUACUACCCUUUCAUCAUAACGCGUCCAGCUGGACAGCGCUUUGGGAUCACGUCCGGGAGGUGACCGGUGUAGCUUUCAGCAUGCAGGUGUGGAAGAGAUUUGACCACCCGAGUUUGCCUGCCGUUCGCAGCACAGAGUUGCAUGUUCUCUCAUUUGUUGUGCGAUUACAGUAA